AUGGAAGACUCUCAGAAGAGCCGACCUCAGACCAGCUAUCUGCAAGAAGCAAAAUCAAGCCAGCUGCUCGAAAGAGGUUUAGAUGAACUGAACCAUUUGGAAAGGACACUCUCCAGCCUGUUGAGUUGCCUGCAGGGUGUGGAGAGUUUCCAGGCUCCCAGCUUUUGUGAGCUGUCAUUCAUGCUGAGGGUGAGCUAUGAUGAUACACUUGUCUUUGAGUCAUUUCUACUCCUAUAUCAGUGUGACAAUAGCCCAAGAAUACCCAACCAGAGUCAGGCAGACAGUUGCAUUCAUUUGGAAACAGAAAGGCUAUACCAUACCAGGGAGCUGGCAUCCAGCAAAGACAAAUCCAGAAGUGAGUCCACGUGGCCACCUAAACAGUGUGGGAUGGAGAUGAAGCCUGAAGCUUCUGAACAAGGUCGAAAACGAAAAUACAAGGAUGAAGGUGGGACAGAGAUCAAGUCUGAAACUUUGGGACAAGGUAAAAAACUGAAAUGCAAGGAUGAGGGUGGAACAGAUUUGGAGUUUGAAAAGGCCAACAAAACUCAGAAGAGAAUACCUCAGGAACAUCAAAACCAAGAGCUGCAAAGUCAACAGCCAUGCAAGGAUGAGGUAUGGGAACCCCAUCAAGAAAGUCUAAGACAACUAAAGCCCCCAGAGUGGGCCACAGGUCCACAGGAGCAGGCUGUAACUGAGAGAAUGUCUGGGGAUGGUGAUAAGGGUCUCAAGCGGCCCUGGUGUGUCAUGGAGGAAUAUGCUGAAAACCACCUAAGGCAAAAGUACCAAAGGUUACUGCAGCACCUUCCACCCAGUGAUAAUAUGCUAUCUGACACACAGAGGGCUCACACUACCCUGGUGGAUACCUUGAAGAUCAAAGGUUGUGUGGAAGGGCACAGUCAUGGAUCCAGAAAAACUCAGUGUAAUCCUAAACAAUCUACUGUUGUUACCACAAAGGAAUGUGUCCCACCAGACAAAAAAGUGAGGAUGUGUACAGAGAACUCUUCUGAUACACAGAAGAAAGAUGCAGUGAACCUUGAAGGAAGACAGGGACACCACUUGGAGCCUGACUUGCUAAGAACAGAGGCUCAAGUCUUCCUGCAUAGUGGCAGCAGCAGGUCAUUCCCCAACAAGAUGCCAGUAGUUAUAACAGAGAAAAAGCCUGUUGCAGAACAGGAAAAGGGCAGAGGAACCGAUGAAGUCCUUAAUGUUACAGAGAACAUGGAAAAGGAAGUAAGAAAUGCACUAGGUCCAGGACCCCAGGAAGAAAUCUUAACUAGUGCAUUCAAAUUGCAUAUUACUCGAGGAGAUAUCCACACACUAAAGAAUGGUGAGUGGCUCAAUGAUGAGGUCAUCAAUUUUUACAUGAAUCUUCUGGUUGAGAGAAAUAACAAAAAAGGGUACCCAGCUGUCCACGUGUUCAACACCUUCUUUUAUCCUAAACUAAAGCAUGGUGGCUACUGUUCUGUUAAACGAUGGACUCGAGGAAUAAAACUGUUUGAGAAAGAAAUUGUUCUAGUACCUAUUCACCAGAAGGUUCAUUGGAGCCUGAUAGUAAUUGACCUAAGAAAACAAAGUAUUGUUUACUAUGAUUCAAUGGGACAGACAGGGCAGAGUAUUUGUGAGACCAUCUUUGAAUAUUUACAGAAUGAGAGCAAGACUCAAAGGAACAUUGAGCUGGACCCUUUGCAGUGGAAACGAUACAGUAUGACAUCAAAGGAGAUUCCUCAACAACUGAAUGGGAGUGACUGUGGAAUUUUCACUUGUAAAUAUGCAGAUUACAUUUCCAGAGACCAACCACUUACCUUUUCUCAGCAACACAUGCCCAUCUUCAGGAAAAGGAUGGUGUGGGAGAUCCUGCAUAGUCACUUACUGUAA
Messenger RNA from Onychomys torridus (southern grasshopper mouse), 1875 nucleotides. RefSeq names its product sentrin-specific protease 2-like. Bases 1 to 1875 code for a protein of 624 amino acids. Gene Ontology annotation, molecular function: deSUMOylase activity. The record is from RefSeq and is a predicted model, not a curated record. The transcript has 3 exons. Gene Ontology annotation, biological process: protein desumoylation. Gene Ontology annotation, cellular component: nucleus. NCBI's taxonomy places the organism in Eukaryota, Metazoa, Chordata, Mammalia, Rodentia, Cricetidae.